Messenger RNA from Hylaeus anthracinus, 3496 nucleotides. RefSeq lists its product as uncharacterized. Gene Ontology annotation, cellular component: dystrophin-associated glycoprotein complex; sarcolemma. The record is from RefSeq and is a predicted model, not a curated record. The transcript is spliced from 8 exons. NCBI's taxonomy places the organism in Eukaryota, Metazoa, Arthropoda, Insecta, Hymenoptera, Colletidae. The coding region runs from base 888 to 2066 and encodes 392 amino acids.
UAAGAACCUAAAAAUCUAAAAGUCCAGGAGAGCCUAAGAACCUAAAAAUCCAAAAGUCCAGAGAUCUAGAACCCUGGGAGCCCAGAAGUCCAAAAGCCAAAGAUCCCAGAGCCUCGAAACGCUCAAAACUGACGAAUGCAAACACGUCGCGUGUCAUCGCGACACCAGCCAAGCGACACCCCCCGCCGUUCGUCUAUUUAAGACCGAGGGAUACGCCAGGAAUGUAUCGUCAGCCCCUGGAUACCGAUCAACGGCGAGAAACGGUGGUCUCCGUGUUUUCCGUCGAUUUUCGUCGCAUCCGGUGCAACGUGCGCCCCGUUAACUCCACGUGGUGCGUGAUUACCGAACUGUGAACGAUUCGCCUAACGGACAGAUUUAUUUUUGGAUUUACAUUCGAACGACUGGAAGGAUUUCUUCCAGAAACCGUGCGACUGGUUUCCAGACCGAGGUAUCGCGAACCAGUCGAAGACUGUCGGCGAUCGAGGAACUCUACGCUCUCGCCUAUGCUUCUGCUAUUACGUAACCGCGUGCUUAUUCGAAUUCGUAGUACAUCUGCAUCGUAUUUUCAUUUGAAUCGUCCACCGUUCGCCCGUGACCCGAAUCAUUAAUCUUCGAGGGAAUCGAUCGGAAUGGAACUCGCUUCGGUGGAAAUUGACGGAAGACGCUUUUAGGGGCUGGACGCGGAAUCGACGUCGUGACUCAUGCCCAGGCGAGAAUAGCGCAGGUGUGCAUCCGGGAAGUCGAAGAUUUGCGGUUUAAAAACGGAGAGCGGCGUGCGAGGCGCAGUUUCUCCGGUCGUUGAACGAAAUCGAGAUAUGAGCUGACGAGGAAAUUCAGGCGUCGUAACUUCGCAGCCGCCGGAAGUGGAAAAAGGAAGAAUCGCCAGGAUGCCGGGCGAGGUGCGCGCGCAGCCCUUAGGCUCGACGACAUACGACGGUAGCACGAUGCAACCGGACGAGGAGAUUCAGUACGCGCCAAGGAGCCGUCCUGUCAGCUUUUACGACAAUUUUAAGGACGCGUCCAUGGUGACACCUUGCGUGACUUCCGCCUUCAGCGCCGACAAUUUGAGUCAGGUUCGCGACAACGGUAUCGGCACGUCGAUGGCCGCGGCCAACAACAACAACAACAACAAUAGAGUGAGCAACGCAGUCAGCGCUGGAAACGUGUCGAAGAUCCACAACACCAAAGUCACGGGUGCCGUGUCGACGGGGAACAUCGGCAGAAUCUACAGACCAGAGAAGGACAAGGAACUCGGUCGUGCCCCAUCGAUGGCCAAUUGUCUGUCCACCACGGUUCCCGUUAAUCUGGCAGCCUCGCAAAUCGCUGGCAGGCAUACACCCACCAGGAAUUCCCUCAGGCACAGCAGGAUGAUUGUACUUCAUCGCAGCGGCCAUCGACCACAAAAAUUCCUCCCACCGUUGGUUUACCAUGGUCGACUCGGACGAUGCCUAGCCGCUCUGCAAACGAUUCUCGGUGUCGCUGUGACGUCGCUGUCGUUAUGGCUGCUGCUUUGGGCACCUCACUUGCCUGUCGCAGAUAAUCCCUACUGGAGCGGUAUGCCGUUGUUGCUGUCGGGAUGCUUCGGGAUUUGCUUGCUGUGCUGCUUCAAGAAGGAGUACCCUGGGAUGAGUCCUGGGUUCUGUCUCUCGUCGACGAAGUUGCUCAGCUUGUUCCUGGCGACCCUGGCGACGGUGACCUGCUCCAUCGCCUGUGUGUUCUCAGCGAUGCACCUGUUGCGUCUAAUGCAACUGGAAUGCAACGCUGCCCGCUUAGAGAGCGAGACCUGCGUGUGCAGACCGCCUACGGUCCCGUCGAAUUCCACCGAAUCGGCGGUGAGGUACGUAGACCUGAACUGUCCCGAGGUCGAGAGCAUCUUGACCAUGCUUCUCAUCUUCUCCUGCACCUGCAACGCCGUGGGAGCUUUCCUAGCCGGCUGGUACACGUACCUCCACUGGAGCACCAGGAACAAGAGGCCCAAGUACAUGCAAGUCAGAACCGGCCCCAACGCAGGGAACAACUUCCUCGGCGGCCGACCUAUAUACAAUCCAAAUCUGAACGAACGAUGACAAUUUUCCCAAGAAACGAACGAGGACACCUCGUAUCUUAGGUACUCUUCCCUAACGAUGGACGAUGGAGUGCUUUAACUCGAGCAACGAACGACCAUGGCAUCUCAACGACGACCGUUGCAGUGCUCCUUAGACGAUAGAUUACGAAAACGACAAUGAGGAAUUACGAAUGCGACAAGUCUCUAGUUGCGACGAUGAACGACACGAUGUAAUUUCUUGGACUGUUCAAUGGAAAUAAAGUGGCGGGGGAGCGCGUAGACAAGGCCUCCAUUUGAGCCGUAAAUCUCCAUCGAGGUUGUAACAUGCUUCAGGAUUCCCAUGGUGACCUAAAGAUUCAUCCAACUUUCCCGGACUACUUGCAGAAAAUAAACUAACGAAGCAACUAAUGAACUAGCGAACUAGUCCACGAUCUGAGAGUGAAACUACGAAUGACCCCCUUUAGCGAAAGGAUCAUUCGCGAACUUUGGAUUAGAACGAUCCAAUCCAUUAGAAAAUGUUCGAUUACGAAGAACGAUUGCGAAGUUGUGGAUCAAAGCGAGACCAAAAAACGUCUGUUAACCCCAAAUAGUGUUCGAUUAACAUAAGUACUUUAAUUUUUACUAAUGGUCUACGUUAAUCGACGCGAUGUGUUCUUAAUAUUUAUUGUAUCGUAAACGAUGUCUACCGUAUUGUUAAUUAGAACUACUCUGCAUUUAACGACACGUGAAUGCACUUUGAUUUAUGGUAGUUGCGCAAGCUCGUUGCCAACGCGGAGAAAGGAUUGGAGAAUUAAGUGCGGACGCGGUUACAUAUCACUGAAUUGUAUAGGGUAAGAAGGAGGCGUAUCUCCUCUUUUUAUCGUCGAGAAUUAUUUAUAUUAAAUAAAUUCGUAGGAAGUGUAACGUAUAGAAUUCAGGGAAAUUUGAAAUUCCGGAAAAUUCUUCGUGCGUGUAGUGUAUGUACAAGGAAACGUUCGUGGCUUCGAGUGUUGAUAAUAAUUUAACAGAUAACGGGUCAACCCACGUGUGGUCGAUUUCCACGUGGAUCGUCAGUAUUUUAGGUGUAAUUUGUAAGCGAACGUCUCGUGAAUGUGUGAUUGUACGUGCUCAUAUACAGUGAGUCACAGAAGUAUAACCGCCGUCGACCUCCCAUUGUUGGUAUCUUUCUCUUGAAGGAAUCUCGCCCAUAAAAUAUUAAUAUUAUAUAUUAAUUAAGCUAUCGAGCUUAACAAUUUCUCCAACGCCUCUGGAACUCACUGUAUCCUUGCAGAGAUGAACUUUAACGACGAGUGAAAGCUUUUUAACUUAAACACGUCUUCGAUUUUAUACCUCAUCGCGAGUACCGCGUAAGAAGCUAGCUUUUAAGAUUUUUAAAUCAAUAAAGUGUACCGUAGCGAUAUGAGAAACAUUUUACCAGAAGCGAUGUAAGGAAGGAAAUAAAAAAAAAAAAAA